Molecule: messenger RNA, 567 nt
Organism: Seminavis robusta
Lineage: Eukaryota; Bacillariophyta; Bacillariophyceae; Naviculales; Naviculaceae
Source: the annotation of a GenBank genome assembly
AUGGUCCAAAAAGAUUCAAGAAAGAACUCUACGAGUUUUGCUGCACAUGCUGCGCCAAUCAGUUUUAGCCUGGGAUUUCUUGUGGGGAUUGUCAUCGCCCAACUGAUUGUGGCAUUGGUGGGAGCCCCCAUCGCUACUACGGGCAACUACUGGAUGGAAUUACUCGCCGUUGGCCUAGUGAUGGUUGGUGUGGCUUCCCUCUAUUCAGUUCUCGUCAGAGGAUCGGAGAUGGACCAGGCAGAGUGCAAAAGAACAACAACAAGUAGGGAGGAAUGCGUCAACAACAACAAGAACAAGAAUCUCGUUCGAAACGUGGAACACUACUUUUCGGUGGGAGCCAUGCUCGGGAUCCCUACUGCGGAUGUCGUAUCGGCUAUGCUUGCAGGGCAAGGAUUUAGUUUGUUGCCUUGUCACAUUGGUCAACUAUUGCUCGCCUUGAUGGUCUGGUGGUUCAAGCCAAUCAACAUGGUUCGCAGUGGUGGUGGUUCCGAAAGUACAAAAGCAGAGGACCCAGAAGAAAUCACAGAAGCAGCAACACACACAUUGGUAGCGCCUCUCCUGGUUUAA